AUGAAAUUCAUCACUUUGGCUCUUGCUUUCAUUGGUGCUGCUUCCGCUGGCUACAUUGCCCCAGCUGCUCCACUUUUAGGAGGAUACGCUGCUCCGGCAAUUGCUCCAGCUGCUCCACUUGCCUAUUCAGCUCCUCUCAUUAAAUCUGCUGCCUUCGCUGCUCCAGCUAUUGCAGCCGCCCCAGCUCUUGCUGCUGGUCCAGCCUUUGCUGCCGCUCCAGCUUUUGCCGCCGCUCCAGCCUUGGCCUACUCAGCCCCAGCCGCCUUUGCUGCUCCAGCUUAUGCAGGUUAUGGAUAUUCUGCUGCUCCACUUGGCCUCUUGAAAAAGAAGGCCGCUGCCUAA
Messenger RNA from Hermetia illucens (black soldier fly), 342 nucleotides. Its product is annotated as cuticle protein 16.5-like. The record is from RefSeq and is a predicted model, not a curated record. The coding region runs from base 1 to 342 and encodes 113 amino acids. The transcript has a single exon. NCBI's taxonomy places the organism in Eukaryota, Metazoa, Arthropoda, Insecta, Diptera, Stratiomyidae.